Acytostelium subglobosum LB1 is the source of this 2058-nucleotide messenger RNA. RefSeq lists its product as hypothetical. Bases 1 to 2058 code for a protein of 685 amino acids. Gene Ontology annotation, molecular function: GTPase activator activity. The record is from RefSeq and is a predicted model, not a curated record. The transcript has 7 exons. NCBI's taxonomy places the organism in Eukaryota, Evosea, Eumycetozoa, Acytosteliales, Acytosteliaceae. Gene Ontology annotation, cellular component: cytoplasm. Gene Ontology annotation, biological process: regulation of small GTPase mediated signal transduction; activation of GTPase activity.
AUGGAUUCAUUCCUCACAUUUGGUCUUUGUGACCAAGCACUGGACUUCACGGUGGAAUGUGAGUUCCCCGAUCAAUCCAGCAAGCAGUAUCAAUUCCAAGCCAGGCAUACAGUUGAUAAGAUAAGGACAUGUAUAUUACAGGAUUGUCCAGUAGAGUAUAAUAGACAGGACUAUGCACUGUCCAUUGAUAAUGAGGAGUUGUCAGUGGAUUUCAGUAGAUUCAUCGUGUCCAAUCCAAAGAUCACACAGACAUUGGAGAUGGAACCAAUGGUCAGGAUCAAACUGGCGCCCAAGUCACUGUUAAUCAAUCCAUUCGUUCAAAGAGAGAAAAUCUUUGUAGGAAGUGAGAAUAGGACAUCAAUGUCCAACCUGAAAAAUACAUUGGAGAACUCGCCAGUCGUGUCUAGAUUGGCGGGUGGAGGCAGGAGUCUAUCACCAACAUCAGAUUAUAUUGCGAUCCAACAACAACAGCAGACUACAUCUCCAACGAACAAGCCAUUGAAGAAGAGCCCAUCGAUGGUGCCUCUGCCGGGCACGACACCAAAGAAGAUGCUGCCCAUCAGUGUCUCGCCGCCAAUCUCACCAGAGUCGUCAAAGGAUGUGACGUCGCCGGGCAAGAGCAACGGCGAUGGCGAAGAGCAAAAGUAUUCGCCACUGUCCUCACUCAAGAACCUGACGAUCAGCUCGGUGCCACGCAUCAAGUCGUUCAUCGUGCACUCGCUGGACAAGCGCAAGACGCUCAACCCCAAGGCACACAGCAGCAGUGACGACCUGCGCACGCCGUCGCACCUGGCGUCGCAUUCGCGGUCCCGGACGCACGAGAAUCUGCACGCCAACAUGUCGCUGUCGGCACCCAGCACGCCGCCCGAGUCGGUGACGCCCCCCGGUGGCGAGGUGCAUCCACACCUCCAGCUCCAGCUGCAGGAGGCGGCCAUCGAGCAGCAGGUCAAGGACUACACGCUGGUGGACAACAUGCGCGGCUUUGUCGUGGAGCCCUAUCGAUCGCUGACAGAGUUUGACUUCACGCUGGACCCGCUGAUCACCAGUGAGAGCUGGUACACCAAUCACUUUGCAUCGACCGAGCAUCAGAACUUUGUCGGAGAGGACGAUAAGAAUGGACCCUACAUCAUAUCCGUUCUCAAGACAUCCUCUGGCGAUGAUGCUGGCAAUGGUGGUGUCUUCAACAAGAAUGCUGGAUCCUACAAGAUAUUACUGAGGACAAAGUCUGAUGAUAUCUUCACAACAGUUAACCCAAAGGCCAGCUUCUUGAUGUCAUCGAACAAGAUACCUAUUAAGGAGAUUGUGAUGAAUGUAUCGCCAGACUUAUCAACAAAGAACAUCAGACAGGUCAAGAACACAGACAUACAGAAGGACCUCACCAACUUUGAAGUGAGACAGCGUAUCAAGUCUUUCAAGUUUGGUGUACUCUAUUGUGCACCCAAUCAAUCAAUGGAGGAAGAAAUGUUCUCCAAUGAGCAUGGUAGUGAAGACUUUAACGAAUUCCUUACAUUCCUUGGCAAACGUAUUAAGCUGGAGGGAUGGACUAAUUAUAGAGGUGGACUGGAUGUGAAGAAUAAUACGACAGGCGCAGAGAGUGUCUAUGAGAAUUAUCAGGGAUUCGAGAUCAUGUAUCAUAUUGCACCGAUGUUGCCAUAUAGCACCGUGGACAACCAACAGGUGGAGAAGAAGCGUCACAUUGGCAAUGACAUUGUUGUACUAAUAUUCAAAGAGGGCGACCGACCAUUCAAUCCAAACAUCAUGCAAUCAGAUUUCAACCAUGUAUUUAUUGUUGUGGCAGUGGACUAUGAGAAUAUGACUAUUGGUGGACCCAAACGAUAUAAGCUGUCAGUGGUCUACAAGGAGGGAGUGAGUGCCAGUCAACCUGCACUACCAUAUCCAUGUUCAUUCGAAGCCAACCAAGAGUUUAUAGAUUAUUUAUUAUGUAAAUUGAUCAAUUCUGAAUGCGCGUCAUAUGAUGCACCAAGCUUUAGGAUUAAGAUACAGAGAACAAGGACAGCACUGCUAAAGGAUAUCAUUGGAACUUAUGGCAAAGAGUAA